This is a messenger RNA of Plasmodium knowlesi strain H, 807 nucleotides long. Its product is annotated as conserved protein, unknown function. The coding region runs from base 1 to 807 and encodes 268 amino acids. The transcript is spliced from 4 exons. The record is from RefSeq and is a predicted model, not a curated record. Lineage: Eukaryota; Apicomplexa; Aconoidasida; Haemosporida; Plasmodiidae.
AUGGAAGGCGAAGUGACGUACAAGCGGAAGAGACCUUACCAAAAUGAGCUAUCCGAGAAAAACAGUCUGAACAAGAAAAUCGUAUUUUUUCAUAUGGUCUACCUGACGUUUCUCUUUAUGGCAUGCUUUGUAGGAGGAGUGCUUCUAGGCUUCUGGACCACUUCAUACACUCCCGAGAUAAAAAUAAUUGAAGACCAUAUGAACACGUUUCAAUUUCGGUACAUAAAUAAUAAAAUAAUAAUUGGAGGAAAAUUAAACAUAAAAAUAAGCGUUACUAAUAAUACGACACUGUCUUAUAGCCUUUCUGCGGAGAGUGUAAAAUACUUUUACUAUCCGGUGGGAGCGAAUCACAGCUGUCUCUUAUACAACGGAGGCCUGGGGGAAAGCUCAGCUAAUCAGACACCCCUCUCACGGAAGAGUGAAAUAAGCGUGCCGCGGAACAAGGACGAAAAAACCUUCCCCACGAAGUUAUCCGUCAAAGUAAAAUAUUCGAUACUCACCCCCUCUAUCGUUAUCCACACUGUGCCUUUACACCUGGGUUACGAACUGUCAAAAGAGCAUAAACAAGAAGUACAGCCAUUAUAUAACGACUGCAAGAGGUUCAAUAGGCUGUACUUUUCUAUUAGACUUGAUGAUCUAUACAUAUCGAACGAGUUUAGGAAGGUAUAUAACGAGAAAAAGUAUGAAUUAAUAUUUUCCUGUAAAUGUUCCAUUGAUGCAAAUGUGGAUGCCUUCUUCAAUUCUACGCCUCUUUACAAGGUUGCCAUUUUGGGCAACUUAGCAAAUGAACCUAGUUUACUGGGAUAA